This is a messenger RNA of Clarias gariepinus (North African catfish), 2437 nucleotides long. RefSeq names its product phosphoglucomutase-1-like. Bases 713 to 2410 code for a protein of 565 amino acids. The record is from RefSeq and is a predicted model, not a curated record. Gene Ontology annotation, cellular component: cytosol. NCBI's taxonomy places the organism in Eukaryota, Metazoa, Chordata, Actinopteri, Siluriformes, Clariidae. The transcript has 11 exons. Gene Ontology annotation, biological process: carbohydrate metabolic process. Gene Ontology annotation, molecular function: magnesium ion binding; phosphoglucomutase activity.
UGUUACUCCUUCAAACACAAAAUGACUCUUUUUACAGUUCUUUAUACUCUUCAGGCUUUUUGGCUCCAUCAAAUCUUUUCUAACAAAGAAACACUUUGUUCUGCAGAGAGAGUUUAUUUGUUACGUGCUGUGUACUCUGCAGUUCAAUGCAGUUCUUCUCUUCACAUGGUCCAGGAAUUUGGGGUCAAAGCCAGUGACAUGGCUUUCUCCAGGAGCACACAGGGUUGAAGGUCAAAGGGAACAACUGUGGCAGUGUGGUCGUUCCUCUGACCAGCAAACCCUCAGCCCUAGCAGUGUAGCCACCACUGAUCUUACAUGGAACCUUUAAAGAACCUUAAGGACUCGAAAUCUUAAAAAACAAAACAAAACAGGAAAUACUAAUCAACAGCUUAUCUUGUAGGGUGCCAAAAUUUCAUUAGCAAGUGGGUUUAGCUCAGCGAUCCGUUGAGGAACGUGUGCUCUGACGGGGCAUCUUCCUUGUGUUGUGAGUGUGAAGUGUGACAGUGAUGCCCCUGCACAUGUGCGAGGAGGAACUCGUCUUCUGUUACUCUCUUCCACUGCCAGUUUAUUUUUAGCCUCCUAACGUCCCACACUGCUCCUGGAACGCCCUGAGGCUCUUCCCGGCACUCCGCUCUCCUCGCUCCUCAUUCUCGGCGCCGUGACUGAGCAGUGCGCACCAACACUGACCCGACACUGUGGUUCUCUCUGAGAGAUGGAGGACAGUCCUCUACAGGUGCUGCAUGUGGAAACCGCUCCGUAUCCUGACCAGCGGCCCGGUACCAGCGGCCUCAGGAAGAACGUCCGUGUUUUCCAGUACAAAGCGAACUACCUGCAGAACUUCAUCCAGAGUAUCUUCUCCUCCAUCGACCUGCGGGACCGUCAAGGCUCCACCAUGGUGGUGGGAGGAGACGGGCGUUACUUCAACACCGCUGCCAUCCAGGUCAUCGUACAGAUGGCGGCGGCCAACGGGGUGGGCCGCCUGGUGAUCGGUCAGAACGGCAUCAUGUCCACGCCGGCCGCGUCGUGCAUCAUCAGGAAGUUCAAAGCCAUUGGUGGGUUCGUGCUCACCGCCAGCCACAACCCUGGAGGACCAGACGGAGAGUUUGGCAUCAAGUUCAACAUUGCUAAUGGAGGUCCGGCCCCAAGCCCUGUGACUGAUAAGAUCUUCCAGAUAAGCAGGGGUAUAGAAGAGUACGCCAUCUGCCCUGACCUCACGGUGGACCUCACAACACUCGGCAGGCAGAGUUUCGACCUGGAGAAUAAAUUCAAACCGUUUACAGUUGAGAUCGUGGACCCGGUGGAAUCCUACGCCAACAUGCUGAGGAACAUCUUUGACUUUGCGGCGCUGAAGGAGCUUCUCUCAGGACAGAACCACAUACGCAUCCGGUUAGACGCCAUGCACGGAGUGCUUGGCCCAUAUGUGAAAAAGAUCCUGUGUGAGGAACUCGGUUCUCCUGCCAACUCGGCCAUUAACUGCGUCCCUCAGGAGGACUUCGGUGGACGGAUUCCCGAUCCGAACCUGACCUGCGCUGCAGAUCUGCUCGAGACCAUGAGGAGCGGCCAGUUCGACUUCGGAGCCGCUUUCGACGGUGACGGUGACCGCAAUAUGAUCUUGGGGAGGAACGGCUUCUUGGUGAACCCCUCGGAUUCUGUUGCUGUAAUUGCAGCGAACAUCUUCUGCAUCCCUUACUUCCAGCACAUGGGCGUGAGAGGCUUCGCCAGGACAAUGCCCACCAGCGGAGCACUCGACAACGUGGCUAAAGCCACCAAGAUCCAGCUGUAUGAAACUCCGACUGGCUGGAAGUUCUUUGGGAAGCUGAUGGACGCGGGUCGCCUCUCGCUGUGUGGAGAGGAGAGCUUCGGCACAGGUGCUGAUCAUAUCCGUGAGAAGGACGGGCUUUGGGCCGUACUCGCCUGGCUCUCCAUCCUGGCUUUCAGGAAACAGAGUGUUGAGGAAGUCAUGCUGGAUCACUGGAAAACCUACGGCAGGAACUACUACACCAGGUACGACUACGAGGACGUGGAGAUAGACACGGCAGUGGACCUGAUGCUGGACCUCGAGGUCAUCAUCUCAGACAAGGCGUUCGUCGGACAGAAGUUCACGGUCGGGCAGAAAACCUAUGAAGUGGAGAAAGCAGACAACUUCGAGUACACCGACCCUGUAGACGGAAGCUCCACGAGGAACCAGGGUCUGCGGAUUAUAUUUAAAGGCGGCUCUCGCAUUGUUUUUCGUCUCAGUGGAACCGCGUCGGGGGCCACGAUACACCUCUACAUCGACUGCUACGAGAAAGAUGAAAAGGAGAUUCUACAGGAUCCACAGGUGAAGUUGGUGGAUCUGCUGAACAUCGCGCUGAAGGUGUCGCAGCUGCGCGAGAGGACGAGGAGAACCGGUCCUAAUGUCAUUACAUGAUAUAUAUAUAUAUAUAUUUGUGUUUUU